CGCCGUGUCUACCGCGUCCAUCAUGGAGAGUCUGGAAAAGCAGCUCAUCUGUCCCAUUUGUCUGGAGAUGUUCUCCAAACCUGUGGUCAUCUUACCAUGUCAACACAACCUCUGUCGCAAGUGUGCCAACGACAUCUUCCAGGCAUCCAACCCCUACCUGUCAACCAGAGGUAGCUCCACCUUGUCUUCAGGAGGUCGCUUUCGCUGCCCGUCCUGCCGCCAUGAGGUGGUUCUGGAUCGCCACGGAGUGUAUGGACUGCAAAGGAACCUUCUGGUGGAGAACAUCAUUGACAUGUAUAAACAAGGAACCAGCAGCAAAGUGACACUACCGGCAAUAGAAAGAGUGGAGCAUCCCACUUGCGAUCAGCAUGAGAAUGAGAAGAUCAAUAUCUACUGCGUGAGCUGCGCCGCCCCCACGUGUUCCUUGUGCAAAGUGUUCGGAGCUCACAAAGACUGCGACGUGGCGCCUCUCGAAGAUGUCUUCGCCAAGAAGAAGGCCGAGCUGAGCGAGUGCAUCGCAAUGCUGGUGGGUGCCAACGAGAUGAUUCAAGCCGUCAUCGCUCAGGUGGAGGAGACGUGCAUUGUUGUGGACGACAACGGUCGCAGACAAAAAUCAAAGGUUUGUGAGUCAUUCGACCACCUCUUUGCCGUCCUGGAGGAACGAAAAAGUCAGAUGAGCGUACGAAUUAACACCGAGCAGGAGGAGAAGAUGGACUACAUCAGGAGCCUGAAGAGAAAGUACAACGAACACCUGGAAAAUACCGUCAAGCUUGUGGAGAACGGCAUCCAGACCAUGGACGAGUCUGAGAUGGCUGUCUUUCUGCAGGCUGCCAAGCCGCUGCUGCACAAGAUCAUGGCAGGCUGUGACAUUUCUCACCUGGACAAAGUUCAGCCUGGAUACGAGAAGAUGGAGCACUUGACAGCUACCUUUGAGUGUCAGAGGAGGGCGCUGAUGAGCUUGGGCUUCCUGAAGCGUGAGGAUGAGGAUGGCAAUAAAGAGAAUAAAGCCGUGGAAGUCAGAAGGUCAAAAUUGGGCGGAGUAUCAGGACUUGCAGCCAAUCAUCAGCCUGCUCCAUCACAGACACACAUUGUUGGACCCUUAAUGCCCCCGCACCCUCCAACCUUACAGGCCAAAGUUCCUCCUACAGACAGCCAGGCUCCGCCCUCUUCCACCACACCUAUUGCUCCCACCUUCACACAGGCAUCAGGUGAUCAUCAGAACAACGUAAAUGACACAGACGACGUAAACAAACAUGUCUUCUCCUUCAGCUGGCUCAACCACAAGUGACUUCCUGCUACUCUUCAUCUUACUCUUUCUCAUUUUCUUACUGCCAUUUACUUUUCCCUCCUCAUCCUACUUGUCCUUUAUUUUCUUACUUAUGUUCAUGAAAUCUUUCUAAUUUUAUGUCAAUACAAUACACAUUUGUGUGUGCGCUUGUUUUAGCGUAUUGCAACAACAGACACCAGGUUAGAAUCAGACGAUUGGACGUAAAAAACAGACUCUAUUAAUAUUUCACUCAAUGUGAAUUCCAAUGUUUUAUUUUGAAAAGUGAUGCCAGCGGCUGCAGUGGGAUUGUGUACCAAUUUUAGCAUACAGUAAAUCCGAUAACAAGUAAAUACUUAUACUGAUACUACAAACCCCGUUUACAUAUGAGUUGCGAAAUUGUGUUACAAACGUAAUACCAAUACUUCCAUCCAUCCAUCCAUCCAUCCAUCCAUCCAUCUUCUUCCGCUUAUCCGAAGUCGGGUCGCGGGGACAGCAGCCUAAACAGAGAAGCCCAGCUUUCCCUCUAACCCUUUUUUGUAGUCUCUCUAUCGUGUCCUGGGUCUUCCCUGUGGUCUCCUACCGGUCGGACGCGCCCUAAACACCUUGGGAAGUGUUUAGGCAAGUUCUCACCCUAUCUCUAAGGGAGAGCCCCUCCACCUGACGAAGGAAACUCAUUUCGGCCGCUUGUACCCGUAAUCUCGUCCUUUCCGUCAUAACCCAAAACUUAUGACCAAAGGUGAGGGUAGGGACGUAGAUCGACCGGUAAAUUGAGAGCUUUGCCUUUCACCUUAGCUCCUUCUUCACCACGACGGACCGAUACAGGGUCUGCAUCGCUGCAGAUGCUGGACCAAUCCACCUCUCGAUCUCACGAUCCACUCUUCCCUCAAGAACAAGACCCCAAGGUACUUGAACUCCUCUACUUGGGGCAGGAUCUCCUCCUCAACCCGGAGAUGGCACUACACCCUUUUCCGGGCGAGAACCAUAGACUUGGACGUGGAAGUUCUGAUUCUCAUCCCUGUCCCUUCACACUCAGCUGCGAACAGAUCCAGUGAGAGCUGAAGAUCCUGGUCAGAUGAAGCCAGCAGGACCACAUCAUCUGGAAAAAGCAGAGACCUAAUCCUGCAUCCACCAAACCUAAUCCCCUCAACACCCCGAUUGCGAUUAGUAAAUAUCUGUCAAUAAAAGUUGUAAACAGAGGGGGCAAAGGGCAACCCUGGCGGAAUCCAACCCUCACAGGAAACGGGUCCGACCUACUGCCAGCAAUGCCGACUAAGCUCUGACACUUAUCAUACUGGGAGAGGACUGCCACAAUCAGGCCGUCCGAUACCCCAUACUCUCUGAGCUCUCUCCACAGGACUUCCAGAGGGACACGGUCGAAUGCCUUCUCCAAGUCCACAAAACACAUGUAGACUGGUUGGGCAAACUCCCAUGCGCCCUCAAGGAUCCUGCCGAGAGUAUAGAGUUGGUCCAGAGUUCCACGACCUGGACGAAAACCACACUGCUCCUCCUGAACCCGAGGUUCAACUAUCCGACAUAGCCUCCUCUCCAGUACACCUGAAUAUACUUUACUGGGAAGGCUAAGGAGUGUGAUCCCACGAUAAUUGGAACACAGCCUCCGAUUCCCAUUUUUAAAUAGAGAAACCACCACCCCAGUCUGCCAAUCCAGAGGCACCGCCCCCGAGGUUCACGCAAUGCUGCAGAGUCUUGUCUACCACGACAGCCCCACAGCAUCCAGAGCCUUAAGGAACUCCGGGCGGAUCUCCUUCACCCUUGGGGCUCUGCCACCGAGGAGCUUCUUAACGCUCUAAAUCUAAAUGUGACCUCGGCCCCAGAAUUAGGAGAGCCCACCGCAGAGUCCACAGGCACUGCUUCCUCAUUGGGAGACAUGUAGGUGGGAUUGAGGCGGUCUUCGAAGUAUUCUUUUCACCGAUCCCCAACAUCCCCAGUCAACAUCUGCAGCACACCGUCCCCACUAUACACGGUGUUGACAGUGCACUGCUUCCUCCUCCUGAGGCGGUGGAUGAUGGUCCAGAAUCGUUUCGAAGCCGUCCGGAAGUCGUUCUCCAUGGGUUCUCCAAUCUCCUGCCAUGUCCGAGUUUUUGCCUCGGCAACCGCCAAAGCCGCACACCGCUUGGCUUGUCCGUACCUGUCCACUGCCCCCGGAGUCCCAUGAGCCAAAAUGACCCGAUAGGACUCCUUCUUCAGCUCGACGGCAUCCCUAACCGUUGGUGUCCACCAGCAUGUUCUGGUAUUACUGCCACGGCAGGCACCGACCACCUUACGGCCACAGCUCCGAUCGGCUGCCUCGACAAUAAAGGCAUGGAACAUGGUCCACUCGGAAUCAAUGUCUAGCACCUCCCUCCUAACAUGUUCGAAGUUCUCCCGGAGGUGGGAAUUGAAACUCUCUCCUACAGGUGACUCUACCAGACGUUCCCAGCAGACACUCACUAUACGUUUUGGCCUGCCAGGUCUAUUUGGCAUGCUCUCCCACCAUCGGAGCCGACUCACCACCAGGUGGUGAUCGGUUGAAAGCUUCGACCCUCUGUUCACCCAAUUGUUCAAAACAUGAGACCUCCAUUUGUAGUGUAAUAAUGUCAUUGUCAUUUCUGUGUUAUUAAUAAUUACUUCACUAACUGCUUCUUUGCUAUCACUUUUCGUAUCAUUUUUGUACAUAUCGUAUUUGCUGAUGCUGUUCUGUUGUUGUUGUUGUCUCUCUGUCUUAUCUCCCUCUUGUCCCCGCAACUUCCCCCUCUGUCUUCCUUUUUUUCUCUUUUGUAUCCCCUGCUCCGGUCCGGCUGCGCCAAACAAUAAUAUAAAUCCAUUUAAUAGAGUCAGAUACAAAUAAGGCAACAAGAGAAGUAUCCCACACUUCUCUUUUGUAAAGUAAAUAUGUACAGAAAAUAUGGGCAUCUACAUCAACAAUAUGAUUUGCCUGAGUAGCUGGACAGGAAUAAAAUAAAUAAAUAAAUAAAAAUAAAUACAUGAGUCCCUUAAAUCCAAUGAUGCAACCACAACCACCAAACUGCGGCCUAAGGUGUCCUGGUGCCAAGUGCACAUAUGGACACCCUUAUGUCUGAACAUGGUGUUCGUUAUGGAUAAUCUGUGACGAGCACAAAAGUCCAAUAACAAAACACUCUCGUUCAGAUCAGAGCGGCUCUUUGUCCAAAUGUUGUGAUUGUGCCUUUAAUUUCGUGAUUGUAAUCAAAAUAAAACACAUUUUAUUACUAUACAGAUACAUGCAUUUCAAUUUUCAUUUUCAUUUUCAUUUCAUUCAUUUAAAAAAACAAAACAAAAACAAUAAACGAAUGAAUGAAAAGGAGCGGAAAGACGUAUAAACCUAUAACAUCUGCCCCCUAUUAACACAAAUACAACAUAUGUUGUUUAACUUAUAAGACAAUAAGGCCACAUUUCCACUGCACAACAUACAACACAACAAACAAACAAAAAUAAAACACAAUUUUACUCAACAUUAUAUGUUUUCAUCAUUUUGAUUUUUGCAUGUUUUUAUUUACAGAAAGAGAUUAACAUUGUUUCAACAUCCAGUUUGUUCUAACACCUUUGAU
This is a messenger RNA of Nerophis lumbriciformis (worm pipefish), 4830 nucleotides long. RefSeq names its product tripartite motif-containing protein 54-like. The record is from RefSeq and is a predicted model, not a curated record. NCBI's taxonomy places the organism in Eukaryota, Metazoa, Chordata, Actinopteri, Syngnathiformes, Syngnathidae. Gene Ontology annotation, biological process: regulation of microtubule cytoskeleton organization. Gene Ontology annotation, cellular component: cytoplasm. Gene Ontology annotation, molecular function: zinc ion binding.